AUGGUUCCCAUGUUUGGCCGAUCAGUGCCUGAACUAUGCAAGAUUACUCAAUAUGCAAUCAAUCAUAUUUACAACAACCAUGGUUUCAGAUUACAAAGCUGGAAUCAACCAUUUCUAUCUCCAGAGAAUCUGGAAUCCUAUGCAAAUGCAAUUCAUGUCAAAGGUUCCCCUCUUCUAACAUGCUUUGGUUUCAUCGAUGGCACAGUUCGGCCAAUUUGUAGACCCAGUGUUAAUCAAAGAAUUGUUUACAAUGGUCAUAAGCGGCUACAUGCCAUCAAAUUUCAGAGUAUAUGUAUUCCGAAUGGUCUGAUAGCAAACCUGUCUGGACCAUGGGGUGAGUUAGCACUUUUUUGACAUUUAUAUUGCCAAUAAUCAGUACAAUGAUGUGUUCUGUUAUAAAUUGUUAAUAUAUAAAUUUUGAACAAAGUCAUUCAAUUCAAUCAUUUAGUUAUAUAUUUUGUUUUGCUUUGCUUUAGAGGGAAGAAUGCAUGAUGCACGUAUACUUGGAGAGUCAGGCUUGAUGCAAGACCUCAGGCAGCAUGCAUUUGCACCAGACGGCACCCCAUUAUGUCUAUAUGGUGACCCAGCCUACCCAUUGACGGUCCACCUACAGCAACCAUUCCGAAAUAAUGCCGCAUUAACAGAAGAUAUGAGGCAAUAUAACAAGGCAAUGAGCAGUGUACGAGUCAGUGUGGAAUGGUUAUUUGGAGAAAUAACCAAGUAUUUUAAGUUUGUAGAUUUUAAGCAACAACUUAAAAUAAUCCCAUUGGGAAAAUUUACAUUGUAUCUGCCAUAUUGCAAAAUAAUUUAG
Molecule: messenger RNA, 811 nt
Organism: Paramuricea clavata
Lineage: Eukaryota; Metazoa; Cnidaria; Anthozoa; Malacalcyonacea; Plexauridae
Source: the annotation of a GenBank genome assembly